This is a messenger RNA of Lodderomyces theae, 1248 nucleotides long. RefSeq lists its product as uncharacterized. The transcript has a single exon. Lineage: Eukaryota; Fungi; Ascomycota; Pichiomycetes; Serinales; Debaryomycetaceae. The record is from RefSeq and is a predicted model, not a curated record. Gene Ontology annotation, molecular function: dioxygenase activity. The coding region runs from base 1 to 1248 and encodes 415 amino acids.
AUGCCAUCGAAAGCACCGACAUACACAUUAAGACCAUUUGUUGAAGCUCCAUUGUCUUCUUCAGGCGAGAAACCAAUCGAGUUGGAAUCUAUUGACCUAUCAUUGUACAAGGACGGUCCUGAAAACCUUGCUGGCAGAAAAGAGCUUGCUGCAAAGAUUGAAAAAUCCUUGUCCACAUAUGGUUUCAUUUCAGUGAUCAACCACGGAUUUGGUGCAGAGAAAUUAGAGCACCUCAAAUCAGUAGCGCAAGCAUUGUUGGAGGUGCCAGUUGAAGAACAAAAGAAGUACUUGGCCGGUGCACUCAAAUCGGACCUUGAAGAUAGAUCCAAGUCAGUUGGCGCGGAACGUGGUUCUGGUUACAAGCCAAAGGGGUACUGGUCUAUGCGCAAUGGGGUUGAGGAUUCGAUCACUCACUACAAUUUCAACCACAUGAAUCACUCCAAAUUUUUCGACACAGAGGCUAAUAACUACCCAGAAGUCGCCAAGGACCACCUUAAAGAGAUUGCCGAGUACUACCGUUUUUUGCAUACCGAUACCUUGAAGAAGCUUUGCAACUUAACGGACUUGGUGUUGGAACUUCCCGAAGGGUUCAUUUAUGAAAACUACUACUCUGUCAAGGACGGCGACUUUGAUGGCUCAGGUGGUGGUGCUGGAAGGUUUAUGCUCUACGACGCAAUGUCCCCAGAGGACCAAAAGAAGGUUGAAAACACGUGGUUGAGAGGCCAUUCUGACAGUGGCGGGUUUACAUUCAUUACUUCACAGCCAAUUUUGUCAUUGCAAAUCCGUGACUACUACACUGGUGAAUGGAAUUAUGUUGGCCACACUCCUAAUGGAUUGAUUGUCAAUAUCGGCGAUGCCAUGGAGUUUAUCACUGGUGGGUACUUUAAGUCCUCUAUCCACAGAGUUGUUUCUCCUCCACACGAUCAAAAGAAUUACAGAAGAUUGGUGUUGAUCUACUUUAGCAAGCCCAAGGAAACAGUGAUUUUGGACCCUGAACCUUUAAACUCACCCAAAUUGAAACGCUUGGGAUACAACAAACCCGACGAAUGGGACAAGAUUGACUUUGCCGAUUGGAACAAAAUGAAGUCGAGCUUGUUUGGAAGAAAAGCCGUCAAUGAUACCAAUAGUGAAGAGCCAAAAUUAGUUUUGUUGCAUGGAAGAUUGCACGAGAGGUGGCACCAAGCGGAAGCAAACUUUAGCUUAGAGGAAGCCAAAAAGAGGUUUGAGGUGAUUACAUUGGAGAGUUGA